Molecule: messenger RNA, 1559 nt
Organism: Fusarium odoratissimum NRRL 54006
Lineage: Eukaryota; Fungi; Ascomycota; Sordariomycetes; Hypocreales; Nectriaceae
Exons: 2
Coding region: 221-1138 (305 amino acids)
Source: RefSeq, a predicted model, not a curated record
CGGCGUAUGUCUCACCUCCAUCUUGAUGAAUUCACCGCAAUAUUGUCAAGGUUCGUCGGAAGGAGGUUGCAUUCGGCAGAGCCAUCAGCCUUAUGCAUUUUUAGUAUGUAAACCAACCAUCGGUGAUAAAUGGUAUAAAUACCCGAAGAACUAUCUAUAAGACUCUAUCAAGUUUGAGCAUCAGUUCUUUAACACAUCCCAUACACGUAACAGGUCCACAAUGAAAUCGUCAACCAUUCUUCCCGUUUUUGGUCUCCUAGUGUCCCUUUGCCAGGCUCAGGCCGACCCCAAUACCCUUGCAAGGUACAAUCCAGCCAACAGGACAAUGUCAGCUAAUACCACAUAUUGCCUUGUUCCCAUCAGCAAAACUCUUGUCAAGACCAUUACUGGGUAUGAUCCUUUGGACAUCGACAUUAGCAUCCUGCCAUCUUUCCCGACUGGAAAACACCCGCUCAUUGUACAAGCUGGCUACCAAAAGGAUAUUCGCAUGACGGCACUGAACCUUAUCCCACUACAGAUAGACUCUCUCAUGCAGGGCUCUCUCAUUGUGCCCUUUGUUGAUGUCACGAAGGACGGACAAACCCCCGUCGGCGUCCCAGUCAACUUUUACAUCGGUGGGACUAAUGGACAACCGCUCCAGGCAAUCGUGCCUAGUAUCGCCUCAGGUGUUUCGCCCUUUGAAGGAACCACCAUCUUUCCGGCGACCUUUUCUCCCGAUACAUCAGCUGCGAGGGCUCUCUCUAAUGGUUUCAACAGUAUACAGGUGAAGCCUUUUCUUCUCCCGAACACUAUCUCUGGGCCUGGAAUCUACGCCGAAGCAUUCGACAUUUCGUUCAAAACGAUAGACAGUUCCCCUUAUACAGCUCACACUUUUCACUCGCUAUUGAACAUCCCCCAACUUCUUAACACCAAAAAGUGUCAGCGCAAUACCGUCUACUUCAAUGAGUCGUCUUCUGAGCCGCAGAUGGCUGUUGGGGAGGUGACACUUUAUCACCAGAUUUUGGCUACACCUCCACAGGGUUUAGAAGGAGUUUAUAGGGAUGUGUAUUGCUAUUCAGCUAAUGGCCAGGUUGUCUCGAGCCUGGGCGAGCCUUGCAAAGUUGCGGCAGCCAACAUGGACCCAGAAGCUAAGGUUUAGAGAUCACGCUAGAUAGAGACUAUCGCCAGUCAUCUGAACGAAAUGGACGGAUGAUUCGUUCAAUUGCCUACCACCAGCUGACCUAACCUUUAAUUCACAACUGGCUUGGCUCCGUCUAAGGCAAAGGUCAGCUCUAUUGGGUUCCAUUCGCGCCGGUUAAACCUCGAUCGCACUAGAGGGUGUCCCCUUUAUCAAGUUACUUUAUCACUGGUGCCCGAAACAAAUACAAUGAGAACUGUAGCAUAGCUGAUACUCUAUGUUAGUAAAUUGCAAUUACGCCAAGGCGUGACCACUCACGUUGUCCCAGCUACUACAAGUUCAGUCGUUUUCGCCCGUGUCAACCCGGAUAAUACUAAAAGGUACACGAUAGUCGACAACAUGACAAUAAAAAUACGAACCGCUGCUGUCGACACGACGUUGC